AUGAACCAGGUGAAUAACACCUUUACACAGCCAUCCGAGUUUGUCAUCGUGGGCUUCCCAGGUAUCCAGCCUGAGUACUAUAACCUGACGGCCUGGUUGUUCCUCUUCCUCUAUGUGAUCACGGUGGGGGGCAACUCCCUGCUGGUGGUGCUGUUUGCUGUGGAACACAGCCUCCAGAAACCCAUGUACAUCAUCAUGGUCAGUCUGGCCCUGUCUGACAUCGGCUUCGACACUGCAGCCCUGCCGAAAAUCAUCGCUCGUUACUGGUGGAACGACGGGUCUAUCAGCUUCUACACCUGCAUCAUCCAAACACAUAUAAUCCACUACUUUGGCACCUUGAACUCCCUCAUCAUGAUGACCAUGGCCCUGGACCGCAGCCUGGCUAUCUGCUUCCCUCUCAGGUACCCUGUGUUGAUGACCAAUAGGAUCAUGACAGGCAUAUCAAUCGUUUCCUGGCUGGCAGCCAAUAUCACCCCUGGUGUCGCCGCCUCCGACUAUUCCCGGCUGAUCCCUUACUGUAAACCCAACAAGAUCCUGCAUAUCUACUGUGAUACGGUCUCUCUCAACCUGGUGGCCUGCGGAGAUAUCUCUCCCAUCGUGCUGAAGACCGUCUCAGUGGCCAUGUUGGUCCUCCUUGGGCCCCUGUCCCUCAUCAUCUUGUCCUACGCCUGUGUCAUUGUGACGGUGAUGAAGAUGGCCACCUUACAGGGCCGGCUGAAGACCCUGUCUACCUGUGCCACUCAAGGGCUAAUCAUCUUCAUCUACUACAUCCCCCGUUUCUUUGUCUAUUCCGCCCUCCUCCUCCCGUCCCUGGUGAUGACCUCUGACCUCCGCAUCGGCACAACUGUCUUCUACAGCCUCUUUCCCCCUCUCAUCAACCCCUUCAUCUACUGCCUCAGGACAAAAGAGAUCAGGCAGUUGCUCAGACGCUGGGUCCAGCGUCGGACAAGCAAUGCCCUGCAGAAGACCAACACAGUCUCUUCAAUCACUAAAUAACACACACUAGGAUCAGAUGUGACAUAAAGGUGUUUUC
Molecule: messenger RNA, 1033 nt
Organism: Osmerus eperlanus (European smelt)
Lineage: Eukaryota; Metazoa; Chordata; Actinopteri; Osmeriformes; Osmeridae
Product: olfactory receptor 6N1-like
Exons: 4
Coding region: 1-996 (331 amino acids)
Biological process (GO): G protein-coupled receptor signaling pathway
Cellular component (GO): membrane
Molecular function (GO): olfactory receptor activity; G protein-coupled receptor activity
Source: RefSeq, a predicted model, not a curated record